GAUAUCUCUGAGGUAUGUGCGAUCUCGCCAAGGAACUGAAGUAGCUUAUAAUGACAAGAGAUAGUUCAAAUGAAAGCUCUUGUUCCCCAGCUAAAAGGGCAAGGCUCACAACUACAUCCAGAGAACGUGAAUAUGCGUCAACGACAAGGAGUAAUGGGACUUCCUUCAUGGAUUCCUGGGAAGGACCAUCAUCCUCUGGUCUUCAAUUACAAGAAGCAGUCAAUCAAUGGGAAGAUGACGUGGUCAAAAUUAAAACACUUUUUCCUACACUAGAGGAGGAAGUCCUGAAAAGUUACCUGGAAAUUUAUGACAUUGAUGAAUGUAUCCAGGUUGUGUCUAAUUUAGUACAUGGAUAUGAAGAUGGCUUAGAUGAUUUGGGAAUCUUGAAUGAAACUAGCAGAUAUCAUCCUGAAAAUGACAACUCUUUGGCUACCAACACUGCAAAUGCUAAAAAAGAGAAAACAAAACCAGUAAGUGAAAAGAGGAAAGCAGAGAAUGCACCAUCUUAUGAAGAUAUUUUAGCCAGAAUAUCUGAGGUCAAAUCAUCCAGWGGAAAGASUAAGAYGAAUUCCUCYARAGUUAAAACAUCCAUUACUGRYCACAGUAACCMRCRGCGUGYCUCUUCAACUUGUACUACAACAAGAAAUAAAUCCCCAAAGAGCACRACUACAACAUCUUGUUCUUCAAUUUCAACCAAACCAUCAUAUUCUUUCACAGUUGAACAGAGUCCUGUUAAACGUAAAGGACCAGUAAGAAAUCUUUCUUUUUCUUCAUCCUCAAGUCCAACUGAUCCUGUGUCUCAUGCUGUAACAUCAAAAGCUGAGCAGACCAGUAUACAAACAGCUAAACAUGAUCCAAAGACUACAGCAUCAAUCACUAAAGACAGCUUUACAGCAGCACUUGAGAAAGCUAUUAGCCCUCCUAAAAUACCUGGCAAUUCACAGUCAGAUUCAACUGCUCCAGUUUCUAUUUGCUGGGAAGAUCUGACACUACCAAAGYAUAAAGAACUGAAAUGUAAUAUCAAAAKAGCAAUUUCUUCUAAGGUACAAAACACAUCAACAAACAACACUAGCAACUCUGUGUCAUCACCAUCUAGUGCUGUUUUAUCACCUUCUGACAAAGUGCUGACUGCACAGCCAAAGCAACCCAUACCAGCAGCAAUAGCAAGACAGACUGRUCAGAAAACACUUAAAGUAAAUGCUGCUCUUUCUGCACAACCUGACCAGAAAAAGCUGAACACAAAUCAUGCUAUGAAGUCAUCUCUAUCUACUGGUAAUUCAAUGUCUCCUKCAAAGAAGACUAUGCUGCCAAAUAAAACUGUAAAAACACCCACAAAAAAGACUGCUCCUGUUUGCAAAACAGCUGAACCUGAAAAGAAAAUAAAUUUUACAUCUUCUGAAAAUCAAAGUGUUGGUAGCAAUGUUAGGUAUAAAAGACUGCAGUAUUUUACUGAYCAAGAUCAACAUUGUGUUCCURCAAAAGCACCKAAUAGCAUCUCCAUAGUGAYAACAAAAGCAACAAAAACAUCUUCAUCAACAACUGUUACACCAAAAGCAACCUAUAAGGGCAGCACUACUGAAAGUCUUGGAAUUGACAUCCGCUGUGGAAAGAACAAGCCGUAUCCACUUCAAAAAUCCUAUGAUAGAGAAAUAGCCAAACCCUAUGUACCACCCACCUCCAACUAUGCAAAGAGUUCCUCAAGUCUUGUAUCAACUUCUGUAGCAGGCACUUCUUCUUUGUCAUCAAGUGUAACAACUCCAAGUAUUCAGGUACCGUUUCCAGUUACUAUUCUGUCAAGCCAAAGCCACACCAACUCAACAUUAGCAGCAUCUAAACAUGGUACUGUAGCAAAACCUACACAAAACAGACAAGGGUCAUCUCCAACAACUAACACUCUAUCAAAGUCUUGGACUAUUCUUUCAAGCCAAAGCCACACCAACUCAACAUUAGCAGCAUCUAAACAUGGUACUGUAGCAAGACCUACACAAAACAGACAAGGGUCAUCUCCAACAACUAACCCUCUAUCAAACCAAAAUAAUCAAAGUUCAUUCUUAUCUUCAUUUACUGAAGGUAUUAAAGACAUGAAUAAUGAACUGCAAAGCAUGCUGACAAGUGUUAUGGCUAAAAAUAACAAAUUAAGUACUCUAUGCCAGGAAUAUUCUGGUACACCAUCACCUGGUACACCAAUACCUAGAACACCACAACCUGGUACRCCUGGCAUGCCAAGAACUGGCAUGGUAACACCUGGAACAUCAUCAUCUGAUCUAUCUUAUGAUGAUGAAAGAUCUCGRCAAGAAAUGCUUAGCUUGCAGAAAGAAACAGAAGUUCUAAGUAAGCUGUUUCCUGAAUUUGAUCCUAAUUACAUCUUCUAUGAACUUGAGCAGCAUAAASAUGAUCCUUCAAGAGUUACAAAAGUGAAUGAAGCUUUACUUAAGAAGAAAGGAAAAAAUGAAAGGUCACGAAGAAGAUCAAAUUCAUGGCUUUGGUUUGAUGAGAAGACCAAGAAAUUCAAUUCAUUUACAGAUGGAGAAUCAAAUCGCAUUGAAAUGCACUACAACAAAAGAAACUCUGAAAAUAYUGCAAGUUUUGCAUUCGAAGGUUCAAGGAAGAUGUCCUUUGAUUUUAGAAAUAUGACCAUGAAAGACACUUUUACAAAUAGGACUGUAAAAAUUAAGAGAGUUAGCAGCACUGCUUCACCUGCAAAAAGCUCACAAACUGGUAACCAAAAUCUUGAUGAAAAGUGUCUGGUAGAAGUAUUUCCAGGAACAAGUGAGUUUGCAAAAGUAGAAGGAAGGUUAAAGAAAACUAUUCGUCAAGCUCAUGUAGUAAAGAUUGAGAAAGUUAACAACAGUUUGCUGCAGAGGAAGUACUACAUGCAUUAUGAUCUUCUWAAACAGAAAAAUGGAGAAGCUAAUGUGAAUGACAAAGAAUUGUUCCACGGUACAAGAGGCACUAAACCAAGCGAAAUAUGGAACAGUGAAGCUGGUUUUGACAUGCGCUACUCUGCACAAGGCAUGUGGGGAAAAGGUUGCUACUUUGCUGUCAAUGCGGCUUAUAGUCAUACAUAUGCACAUGUAACACAGGGAGAAAAUGGGCAAAUUGUACGUCAGAUGUUUCUUGCACAAGUACUAACAGGGGAUGCUGYAGAUUUACCCAGUGAYAGGAAUAUCAUUAAACCACCACACAAUGAAACAACAAGACGGGAAUAUGAUAGUGUUACAGGCGUAACUUUCGGGCAUAGAAUCUACGUCUUAUAUAACAACGCUAUGAGUUAUCCAGCCUACCUGAUCACCUACACUGUACCUCAAUAGAUAAUAUCAUUGCGGUUCGAAAAUACUUGCAAGUUAUUGACUUGGACUUUCAUUAACAAUUCUGUUUUGUGGUAUUUUUAUAUUAUGCGGUUUCAUUGAUUGCUAUACAGUGUUUUCUCUGGUAAAAUGUAAAAAUGAACAUUGUGGUUAUAGGAAGUCAAUGUUUUAUUUGCCGAGACUAGGUUUUGAAUCUAAUUCCUCAUUGUGGUGCAAUUAAGAUUCUGUCGGUGUUUGAAAGGCGCAUUAUAAAGAACUUUGAUCCUUGAAGAAAAAUAGCCGAGAGAACCUUUUUCAUUCGCUUCUUYGUCAGAAUUUAUCUUUUAUAUUUUCUGAAAAAGAAAGAGCAAUGCUGAUUGUUUUUUUGAUCUAUGAAAUUUUGAAAAAUUAUAUAUUACGUUCAUGUUAUAGAGAACACUUCUCAGCCAAUGAGAGCUGUCGCAAACUAUCASAGCAGUAUAUUGAAAAUUAUACUUCUGAAUAAAUGAAAGAUAUAAUUAUCUUGUUGGCGUAAUUCAGAUUUAUUUGUCAUUAUUACUGGACAAUAACACGUUUACAUUUUUGCAUUAAUGAUAUUUAGUCGAGUCGCUUUUCAUGGCGCUGAUUUUGUCGGAUUUAAUUUUUAGUCUCUUGCAGUUGCGGUUUCCCUGCCCAUACUAGGGGCAAAGCUAAUAAAUUAAAAUUAAAUUAAAUUAAUUGAAAAGCAAUGCAUA
Molecule: messenger RNA, 4021 nt
Organism: Exaiptasia diaphana
Lineage: Eukaryota; Metazoa; Cnidaria; Anthozoa; Actiniaria; Aiptasiidae
Exons: 4
Coding region: 51-3311 (1086 amino acids)
Molecular function (GO): NAD+ poly-ADP-ribosyltransferase activity; ubiquitin binding
Source: RefSeq, a predicted model, not a curated record